Messenger RNA from Onychostruthus taczanowskii (white-rumped snowfinch), 2526 nucleotides. It is a transcript of the gene GCLM, whose product is annotated as glutamate-cysteine ligase modifier subunit. Gene Ontology annotation, molecular function: enzyme regulator activity; glutamate-cysteine ligase catalytic subunit binding. Gene Ontology annotation, biological process: glutathione biosynthetic process. Bases 173 to 988 code for a protein of 271 amino acids. The transcript is spliced from 7 exons. The record is from RefSeq and is a predicted model, not a curated record. Lineage: Eukaryota; Metazoa; Chordata; Aves; Passeriformes; Passeridae. Gene Ontology annotation, cellular component: glutamate-cysteine ligase complex.
CCUGAGGCAGCGCGAGGCGGGGCGCGCUCCGCUCCGCGCCGGGCCCGCCCCGCCGCCCGUCGUCCCCGCGCCGCCUCUCGCUCCGGUGCCCGUGCUGAGUCACGGCCAGCUCGGGGCUGCCCGGAGCCGUAGGUGUCGCGAAGAGCCCGCCGGCCACCGCCUGAGCAGUGCUAUGGGGACGGAGGGCGCCCGUGCCCUGCUGGAGCGCGCCGGCACGCUCACCUUGCAGACCGGCAACCUGCUCAACUGGGGCUGCCUCCGCAAGAAGUGCCCGGCCACCCCCGGCGAGGAGGUGCGGGACUGCAUCCAGAAAACACUGACUGAGUGGAGCUCAAAGAUCAGCCAAGACCAAAAUCAGGAAACACUGGAGGUUCUGGAAUGUUCUGUAGCUCAAGCUAUAGAAAAAAUAAAUCCUGAAGAAAGGGAUGAGUUGAAAGUAUCAGCAAAGCUUUUCAUCGUUGGAUCAAAUUCUUCAUCGAUCAGAGACGCAGUUGACCUGGCAUGUUCUGCCCUCGGAAUUGCUCAGUUAGACUCAGUCAUUAUUGUCCCACCUCCUGUUGAAGAUGGAACUAACCUCUCCUUGGAAUAUUUGCAACCUUAUUGGAAAGAACUUGAAAAUCUAGUUCAAAACAAAAAGAUUGUUGCCAUAGGUACCUCUGACCUAGAUAAAACACUGUUAGAGCAGCUGUAUCUGUGGGCACAGGUGAAACCAAGUAGUAAUCAGGUGAACCUAGCUUCCUGUUGUGUGAUGCCACCUGAUCUCACAGCAUUUGCAAAAGAAUGUGACAUACAACUGCUAACUCACAAUGACCCCAAAGAAUUACUUUGUGAAGCAAGCUUCCAAGAAGUUCUCCAGGAAAGCAUCCAGAACAUGAAAGCAAACAAGUGGAUUCCUUUAUGGCUUCUGCGGUAUUCAGUCAUUGUUAAAAGCAGAGGAAUUAUCAAGUCCAAAGGCUAUAUCCUACAAGCUAAAAGAAAUGCAUCUUAAAGUCUUUUUUUCUUUUUUCUUUUUUUUUUUUUUUUUGUAAAGGCUGUUUAAAUUUCUUUGGGAUGGGGGAACAUUGCAUUUUUCACAGAAAGAUUUUUACAGCAUUUAUAAUGAACUACCAAAAGUUGUAAUUAUUCAGUGUGAUUCAGUAGGAGUGUCUGUAGUGUUUUAAUGCUAUUUUUCUUAACUAUUGAUGGGUUCAUUCAAAAUAUGAAAUAUUUUGAGGCUUUUUUUAUUGAAGUUAUCUAUAGAGUAACAGUUUAAAAUAAUUUUCUUUUUAUGACCAGUUCACUGUAAAAAUUAUCAUUAUAUUUUAGCUGCCAUUAGGUAGUACGGAGAAACAUAUUUUUUUGGUUUUUUUAAAAUCUCUUAAAUCAUACUUAUCUGGUGAAUACACAUUUCAAGCAUUCAAGGACUAGCUUUUUUAGAAAAUUGUCAUUUUUUUAAUGAUACAAUACCCCCAAAAAUUAAGCUGUUAUCUUAUUACUUGAUAUGUAUAUAUAGGCAAGUCAGCUGUUUAAUUUGGGGCGUGGGAAAAUUGGUUUAUUUUUAAUGGAGUAGAAAAGACCCCUAUGAUUUAGAAGAAAAUGCAUCUUCCAAAUUACUUUCUGAUUGUUACUUGAAUUCCUUCUGGCUUCUUUGUGCCUCGAUAUGCUUCAUUGUUCGCACAAGUGUGAUGGCAUUUUUACUGUUUGAAAUAGAAAAUGUAUUAAUAGUGAAUGUUUAAAAUAAGAUUUGAAAACAAGCGAUGAGGAAAUCUGCUAAUCAAAAAUUGUGCCUGUCUCCUUCUCAACUGUGGCUUGUUUUUUUGAUACUUGUGAACUACACAAGCAAUUAGCCAAGUAGAAUAGACAGUAAAUGCUGAUGCUGUUCAUUAAAGUUAAUUACUUCUGGUGUGGUUGCCUGGGAAACCUGUUGCUUGAGUGCCACUCAGGAAAGGUGAAGCAAGGCUUACCCUGAAGUUAGGUAUCUUUCUGAUUGGCAGCAGUUUAGCACAUUGGCUUUUUAAUCCCAGAGAGAUUGCUGCAGCUAAGGCAAGGCUUUGGUUAAUGUAGUCCUUCUGUCAAAAAGACUUUUUCCUUUCCUUGGCCUUUAAAUGAGAGUAGAUACCUAAAGUUCAACUUGUAGUUUAGCAGGAACUUUGAUACCAAGUGUCUAAAAUAGUAAAUUACAUUUUGAUUUCAGACAGGGGCAUGGCCUCAUACUGGUAGUAGUCAUUAACUUUGUUGUACAUGUUUUGAGAUUUGGACUGUAAGGGAAGGAAUUUUCACCAACAUCUUUCAAAAUCUUCAUAUAGGCAGCAAGUGGAAUUUGAAUGCCUGUAGGUAGUGUCAGGAGUGUCAGCUUCCUAUAAUCCAUUCCACUACGUUUAAUGAUUAAGGUUUUUCAAGGUACAUUAGUUCUCAAAUACCGUUUUUGUAGCGGCAAAUAGCAGGAAAUUUUCUUGGCUUCUUCAGUUCUUUUGACAAAUGAGAGAAACAGGGAAUUGAAACUAGUAAUGCAUCAAUAAAAGUUUGGAUUUUUUCUCUUAAUAAAAA